Molecule: messenger RNA, 2433 nt
Organism: Manacus vitellinus (golden-collared manakin)
Lineage: Eukaryota; Metazoa; Chordata; Aves; Passeriformes; Pipridae
Gene: HELQ
Product: helicase, POLQ like
Exons: 17
Coding region: 76-2325 (749 amino acids)
Molecular function (GO): ATP binding; nucleic acid binding
Source: RefSeq, a predicted model, not a curated record
UGUCUUAUUGUGCUGAACACAGGAACAGACCUAUGGACUUUUCCUCAGACUCCAAAGUGGCAGCAUGAUUGCUUAAUGUUAGACUCUCUACAGCAAAGAAAGAACUUAAUAUACUCGUUGCCAACCAGUGGUGGAAAAACAUUGGUAGCUGAAAUAAUGAUUCUCCAAGAACUACUCUGCAGGCAGAAGGAUGUUCUGAUGAUCCUGCCAUAUGUUGCCAUUGUCCAAGAAAAGAUUAGGGGUUUAUCGAGUUUUGGGGUAGAACUGGGUUUCCUGGUUGAAGAAUACGCAGGAAGUAAAGGAAGAUUUCCACCAAUCAAAAGGAGAGUAAAAAAAUCUCUUUAUAUUGCUACCAUAGAGAAAGGACAUGCUCUGGUGAAUUCCUUAAUUGAAACAGAUAGGAUCAGUGACCUUGGUCUGGUUGUCGUAGAUGAGCUGCAUAUGCUUGGUGAGGGAAGUCGUGGAGCGAUACUGGAAAUUACUCUUGCGAAAAUCCUUUACACCAGUAAAAACACACAAAUCAUUGGAAUGAGUGCAACGUUGAAUAAUGUUGGAGACCUGCAGAAGUUCCUGCGAGCAGAAUACUACACCAAUAAUUUUAGACCGGUAGAAUUAAAGGAGUAUGUGAAGAUACGAGACACCAUUUAUGCAGUUGACAGCAAAACAGAAAAUGGCUUUACGUUUUCACGUCUCCUUAAUUUCAAGUAUUCUAGUUGUCUGGAGAAAGCGGAUCCUGACCACAUCAUUGCACUGGUGACUGAAGUUAUUCCUAAUUAUUCCUGCCUAGUCUUUUGUCCCACCAAAAAGAAUUGUGAAAAUGUGGCUUCAAUGGUGUGCAAGUACCUCAAGAAAGAAUUUAGAGCUCACAGGGAGAAAGAAAAACAAGAUCUCGUCGAGAACCUAAAGAGUAUUGGAAAUGGAAGUGUCUGUCCUGUUCUGAAGCAAACAAUCCCUUUUGGUAUUGCCUAUCACCAUAGUGGCCUUACAAAUGAUGAAAGAAAAAGCAUAGAGGAAGCAUAUUCUUCAGGUGUCCUGUGUCUGCUUGCUUGCACAGCUACUCUGGCUGCUGGAGUCAACUUGCCAGCUAGAAGGGUUAUUCUCAGAGCUCCUUAUGUUGCUAAUGACUUCCUGAAGAAGAACCAGUAUAAACAAAUGAUUGGCAGAGCUGGUCGAGCUGGUAUUGACGAUGCUGGAGAAAGUAUUCUCAUAGUGCAAGAAAAAGACAAACACUUGGUUCGGGAUUUAGUUAAUAGUCCUUUGGAGAAUUGUUACAGCAAUCUUCUGCUGGAGUUGACCAAGGGAAUGCAGAGCCUGUUGUUGUCUUUGGUUGGACUGAAGAUAGCAGUUACCUGUGAGGAGGUCAACAAUUUUAUGUGCGGUACAUUGCUGGGUGUUCAGCAGCAGCUGCUGUCUAAAGAGAAGAGCCUCUCAGAGGUAAUUAAAGAUGGACUAGAAAAUCUAAUAGAAAAAGGACUCCUAAAAGGAAGAAUAUCUGAGAAGGACCACAAUUCCAAAUGUACACUAACAAUCACACCGUUGGGAAAAGCUACGUAUAAAGGAUCUAUAGACGUGGCAUACUGCAAUCUUCUGUACAGGGACUUGAAGAAAGGUUUGGAGGGGCUAAUUCUUGAGAGCAAUCUUCAUCUCCUAUAUCUGGCAACUCCUUAUGAUGUGACUUCUAGCUGUAGCCCAGAUUGGAUGAUAUACUUGAGACAGUUCAACCAGCUAAGUGCAGCAGAGCAAAAAGUAGCAGAUAUUGUGGGAGUGCCUGAAAGCUUUAUUACAAAAAAGGCUUCUGGUCAAGCCAUCAGAAAGAAUGUGGACAGUGCUGUGGUAAACAGGCUCUACCUGACGUUUGUCCUUUAUACCCUGGUGAAAGAGACCAAUAUAUGGAACGUUUCAGAGAAAUUUAAUAUGUCCCGAGGAUAUGUGCAAAAUCUCCUUAAUUCUGCUGCCUCGUUCGCCUCCUGUCUUCUACACUUCUGUGAGGAAUUGGAAGAAUUCUGGGUUUAUAAAGCCUUGCUGACAGAACUUACCAAGCAGCUGACAUACUGUGUAAAGACAGAACUCAUCCCUCUGAUGGAGGUAGCAGGGGUUCUAGAGGCAAGAGCAAAACAGCUUUAUAAUGCAGGAUACAAAACUUUAGCACACUUGGCUAAUGCAAAUCCAGAAACUCUGAUAAAGAUGAUUGAGCACUUGUCACGACGUCAAGCCAAACAAAUUGUUUCAUCUGCAAAGAUGCUGCUGAGUGAAAAAGCUGAGGCUUUACAAGAAGAAGUUGAAGAACUCCUAAAGGUGCCUACAGAUAUCCCAGGGACCCACUGACCAACUGUCAUGGAGAAAAAUCAUGUCCAAAAUUUGGAUAUUUUAAAUUUUUUAACUUUCCCGUGUAACGCUGCUGCAAUGUAAUAAAUAUUUAAUGUCUUUUGUAUA